UUCUCUUACCCUUUUAUUCUUCUUCUUUCGCUUUUGCUUUUUUCGUAUCUCUCCCUCUUUCAUUCCCAUUCUCAUUCUCAUUCUCCGCCUUUCUCUUUUACCAAUCGCGAAAAAUCUCUGAAAUCGCAUCUUUGAUUUUUUUUUGUUUUCUUGGGUCUUUGUUUCUUAAUUUUCAUCGGUGUGUCUAUGUAUCCAUGAACUGAAGUUGAAUUAUUUAGGGGAGAUUUUGCUUUUUUUUUUUCUUUUUGUUUGUUUUCUGGGUUUGUGUUGUGGAAAUUAGGGUUUUUGUUUAGAUUUCGUUGCGAGUAAAAAAAAAAUGGACAAGUACGAGCUUGUUAAAGACAUCGGUGCUGGGAAUUUUGGAGUGGCUAGGCUCAUGAGAGUCAAAAACUCCAAAGAACUCGUUGCUAUGAAGUACAUCGAGCGUGGCAAUAAGAUUGAUGAGAACGUGGCGAGAGAGAUUAUUAAUCAUAGAUCACUUCGUCAUCCUAAUAUAAUCCGGUUUAAAGAGGUGGUUUUGACACCAACGCAUAUCGCCAUUGCUAUGGAAUAUGCUGCUGGCGGUGAGUUAUUUGAGCGUAUAUGUAGCGCUGGAAGAUUCAGUGAGGAUGAGGCAAGAUACUUUUUCCAGCAGCUUAUAUCUGGAGUCAGCUAUUGCCACGCUAUGCAAAUAUGCCACAGAGAUCUGAAGCUUGAAAAUACCCUCUUGGAUGGAAGUCCUGCUCCACGUCUGAAGAUCUGUGAUUUUGGUUAUUCCAAGUCCUCGCUGUUGCACUCUAGGCCCAAAUCAACUGUUGGAACUCCUGCAUAUAUUGCACCUGAGGUUCUUUCUCGCAGAGAGUAUGAUGGCAAGAUGGCUGAUGUAUGGUCUUGUGGUGUGACUCUUUAUGUGAUGCUGGUGGGAGCAUACCCAUUUGAAGACCAACAGGAUCCUAAGAACUUCAAAAAAACGAUACAAAGAAUAAUGGCUGUCCAGUACAAGAUCCCUGACUAUGUCCACAUCUCACAAGAUUGCAAGCAUCUCCUCUCCCGAAUAUUUGUUGCCAACUCAAUCAAGAGGAUUACCAUAGCUGAAAUCAAGAAACACCCAUGGUUCCUAAAGAACCUGCCAAGGGAACUUACAGAGACAGCGCAAGCUGCAUACUUCAGGAAAGAAAACCCGACAUUCUCUCUCCAGAGUGUCGAAGAGAUUAUGAAGAUUGUUGAAGAGGCGAAAACUCCUGCUCCGGUUUCUCGAUCCAUAGGAGCAUUUGGGUGGGGAGGAGUAGAAGAUGCUGAGGAAAAGGAGGAAGAUGCAGAGGAGGAAGAGGUUGAGGAAGUAGAGGAAGAAGAAGAAGAAGACGAUGAAGAUGAGUAUGAAAAGACGGUGAAGCAAGUUCAUGCUAGCAUGGGAGAAGUCCGAGUCAGUUAGAAACACCCAAAAAAAAAUGAAAAAAAGUUUGGUUUUCUUUUCAAGAAAGUUUUCUAAAACCAAAAAGGAAACGGUGUUCGUUGGUCUGUCGAAUUUGUCUUUUGCAAAGUUAUUUAAGAAAUUUAUUUUAUAAAUCGCAAAAUUUCAUUCAGAUA
Capsella rubella is the source of this 1566-nucleotide messenger RNA. RefSeq names its product serine/threonine-protein kinase SRK2B. Gene Ontology annotation, cellular component: nucleus. Gene Ontology annotation, biological process: protein phosphorylation; intracellular signal transduction. NCBI's taxonomy places the organism in Eukaryota, Viridiplantae, Streptophyta, Magnoliopsida, Brassicales, Brassicaceae. Bases 317 to 1411 code for a protein of 364 amino acids. The transcript has 9 exons. The record is from RefSeq and is a predicted model, not a curated record. Gene Ontology annotation, molecular function: ATP binding; protein serine/threonine kinase activity.